Molecule: messenger RNA, 1435 nt
Organism: Parasteatoda tepidariorum (common house spider)
Lineage: Eukaryota; Metazoa; Arthropoda; Arachnida; Araneae; Theridiidae
Biological process (GO): intracellular signal transduction
Source: RefSeq, a predicted model, not a curated record
AUGAAGAUAAAAUGGGUGAUGGGGAGUUCUGAGAAAAGGCUCCGGUUGCUAUGGCAAUCAUCUUCUAGGGCAUGCGCAGACAGUAGUAAACACACUGCCUCUAAAGGUAUUCUCGAACAAUUGGAUUAUGUUCUAAAAAUGAGGUAGGGACUAAAAUAGACCUCGUUUUAUAACGAGAAUGAACGUCGUGGACACUCCAUCGGACACCAGAGCGAUUAAAGAAGAUUUCCACCUCGAAAAGUUUAACAGUUUUUACCUCAAAGACCUCCAAUAUUUAAAUCUAUGUGGCUUACCAUUGACUCGACAUGUACUUCUCGAUGACGAUGUCGAAAGCUCGUUGGCGUACUUGAAUCUAAAUGGCUUUCUGGCCAAAUUGAUUCUGUCGCCAAAUUUUCGGGCUUAUUUUGAUGUCUUCAUGGAACUGAAAUUGGGAGACUGUUUCGAUCAGUAUCAGGAAGUAGUAAAUCGCAGGUAUCAAGAAUGCCAGGAGCCGAGAAUUUUGGAGGUUUACAUUGAGACAUGUGUGCGGUUUUCCCGUUGUGAGACGAGGUCUCAACGGAAAGUGGUAUUCGAUCGAGUUUUGGACAAUUUGUUCGAAGCUAACAGUGAUGAUGUUAGUCCUUUGGAGAGUAUGAUAAAUGUGAUUAAGAAGAAGGACUGCUCUCUAAGAGAGAUAUCAUUUAUAAGCAUGAGCCCAUUUAAAUUAAACUAUUUUUUUCAACAAUUGAAAAAGUGCUAUGCUGAUUAUCUGACAAAAGAUGAUUGUCUCAGCUGUCCUUUGCAGGUAUUGUUGAGUCAUGAUCUUUGGGGACCAGUACACAAAUGUUUUGCGGAACCAUCAGCUUCAAAUCUAGCAGUAGCCUUGAAUCACGGGUUCGAACUGAAAAUCACGAAGCCACAAUUACAAUGGUAUCUUAAAAACAUACUAACCAGCAAAAGAAAUCCAAUAUAUGAUGAGAAUUUCUAUUUUUGGUUUAAUUAUUCAAAAGCCUAUCAUCUCCAUGGCGAGACCAAAUCAUACAGAAGGCUACUUCUCACAUUUCAACUCUUAUAUGUGAUCAUGCACAACAUGGACACGAUGCACAGGCGGUGCCUUAGACUCAUAUGGAGGACACUCCCGGACCACUAUAUAACUGCAGACGAGCUCGAGCUAGUGACCAAAGAGUUGCCACUCAGGAAGAAGAUGAUCCAAGCUUACGAAGCCUUUGUGAACACGGAAAAGUACUUUGAAGUGAAGAGCUACAUCAACAGACCAAGAUACUUGAAGCAUUAUUGUCGAUGCGUCAUCAGGAAAUGCUUGAUACAAAACAGGAAGCUUCCAGAAGGUAUUUCUUCCCUAGAGUUGCCGACAGUUCUGCAGUCAUACUUACUGUUAGAAUGCACUGGAAUCAGCACACCAUUUGCAUUUGCGUGAUAUUAUUAAAUGUAAUGAAUA